AAUAACUCCUCCGUCCACCAUUUUACUCACUCGUUUUUGGUAAAGAAGAAUUAGGCAGUAAUUCAGCAGAAAUAGUCCUAUUUUAUUUACUUUUCUUCUCUUUCAUUUGAAGUUUUAAGCUCACUUUUGAGAGGCAAAUUGGGCGUCGGAUUGUUUGGCAUGUCGACGAAUCAGAACCCCACCCCUAACAGCAAUGCGGCUACAAUCUUGCUUCCUGAGAUCGGGCCGGAUGGCUUGGCCCGAGAAUCUCCUGUCAUAGCUUACACCGAGAAGAUAAUUGAAGAAGAGCAGCUUCAGUUGAGGAAGUACAUUGAAGAAAACUAUUCCAAGAUUCGUGAUGUUGAACGAGAACUUGCAAACCUCUCAAUGGAAAUGAAGCUUACUGCCGGUCCAAAGAAAGCUGCACUUGAACACCUACGGAAGAAAAUAGAAAUGUCAACAGAGAGAAUUCGUUUGGCUAAGGUGAAAGAAGAACAAGCUAAAAAGGCCUGGGAAGCAGCAAAAGAUGUGCAGGAUGAGGAAGCAAUCAAACAGAAGCUUUGCGACGAUCUAAAUAAUUCGGUCCAGGAAAGUAGCAACAGCCAGCUUGCUAGACUGGAGGAACUGAAGCGCCGUAUGGAGUCUCUGAACCCAAGUAGAUCUUCCAAUACACACACACCCUCAGUAUGAUUCACAUCGUGUAGGAGGGAAAUCAAAGGUUGCCACAGGGUAGUACAGUUGAAGUUUCUCCUGCUGCUCAAAGUACAUGUGGACCACCCAGUGGAGCUAUGAGAACCAUAGCUACUGAAGUUAAAGCACAGAACACCGCAAUAACUGAGCAAAACCGACAGCCUUCUAGCGACGGCGAGGGACGAGGAAAGAAGAAAAGUUCAAACCAAGGAAGAAUAAGGGGAAUAGGGGCAGUACCUAAGGGCAGAGGGCAUGCAGCACCUAGUUGGACUGGAGCUGGUUUUGAUGUGGAUGGCAGAGGUUGAGGGUGAACACAAAUCCUUACCAAAGUGUGGCGUUCGGCUAUUUUCUAAAAUCCAUUUCUCCUUUAUUUUAUUGGACAAAUUCUAGUAAACUAACAGGUUAUAAUCUCUUUUCCCUUGAUCAUGUAAUAUUCGAUUUAUCUAACAUGAAUAAACUUGUCCAUAUUUCAAAAAUGAAAUAUUUUGGCACUCCACUUGAAGUGAUGAGUAUGACCGUCAUCUAUUGACAAGUAGUUAGCCUUGUUAGUUGUAGAUUUUAAUUGCAAAUUAAAAUGAUUUUUUCAUCAAUGUGAA
This is a messenger RNA of Salvia splendens (bonfire salvia), 1265 nucleotides long. RefSeq lists its product as uncharacterized. The coding region runs from base 160 to 669 and encodes 169 amino acids. The record is from RefSeq and is a predicted model, not a curated record. Lineage: Eukaryota; Viridiplantae; Streptophyta; Magnoliopsida; Lamiales; Lamiaceae. The transcript has 7 exons.